Molecule: messenger RNA, 1886 nt
Organism: Clunio marinus
Lineage: Eukaryota; Metazoa; Arthropoda; Insecta; Diptera; Chironomidae
Source: the annotation of a GenBank genome assembly
AUGGAUCAAAAAGUGACAAUUCUUGUUGCGCCUCUAUUAAAGAAUAGCAGUUGUGAAAAUGCGAAUUCGUCAACAUUUCUCUCAAAUUUGGGUGCUUUGGACGUUAUACAGGCAUUUUUUAUAAUGACGUUAACAUUAGCUAUCGUAGGAGCAAAUUUAGUUGUUAUAAUUGUUAUCAACUGCAGGCGUUAUGCAUCCUUUAUACACCCACAACCACGAUAUUUGAUAACAUCAUUGGCGCUAAACGAUUUAGCAAUAGGUCUUUUAAUAACACCUUUUGGAACAAUACCUGCCUUGUUACAUUGUUGGCCUUAUGGAGAAAUCUUUUGUCAAAUACAGGCACUGUUGCGUGGUGCAUUGGCACAACAAAGCGCUGUCAUUCUCGUUUGCAUGGCCGUCGAUCGUUAUACUUGCGCAUUAUAUCCACAAAAAUAUCAUCAGCAUUCAAGUAAAAAGCUUCUUUCAGUAAUCUCUUGGUUAAACCCUUUAAAAAUUCAUUAUGUGCAACACUUUUCUUUAAUAAAUAUUUUUCAGGGUUGUGUAGCAAUUCUCAGCGUAACAUGGAUUUUAUGUCUCACGUUUUAUGGAGUACUUGUGUUACCGAAAGGAUAUUAUUACAAUGCUACAGGUUUGUUGGCUUGCGAGCCAUUUUUCAGCAAACCUUCUUACCGAAUUUUAGCAUCUUGCGCAUUCUACUUUCCUACGACAAUGGUUUUGAUGUAUUGCUACGGUUCGAGCUUCCAUGCGAAUCGAUUUCGCUUGGCGUCAAGUGCAUCGUCGUCAUUUGCGACGCCUGCUGCUAUAACCGAAAAGAUGGUCGAGCAUGAAAGAGUCUUAAGAGGAUCAACUUCGAGGACGAUGGCCGCAAUUUCAUUAGGUUUCAUCGUUAUUGUCACACCCUACACGAUUCAAGAAGUUGUUGCUGCAUGCACAGGCUCAAAGAUUCCACCGAGUAUAGAUUUUGCUGUCACAUGGUUUGCACUCAGUAAUGGUUUUUGGAAUCCAUUUUUGUAUUGGCUUUUAAAUGCUCAUUUCCGCAGUAUUUCGCAUGACAUGAUAACGUCAAAGUGCUUUCGACGCAAACCUGGCACAGGAAAAGAUUUCAAAUCGCAUUGCUGUAGUUUGAGUUUAGAAUGUGACCAUGAGAUUCCAUUGCCGCCUCUUCCGAAAAUGAGUAGCACGAGUCGCCCAUCGACUAUAACAGGCAAUUCUCAUGGUGCGACUUUCAAUGACUUUGAUGGAUUGUCAGAAAAGUAUUGGGGCGAGAUUUUGGAGAGAACGUUCAGCUCAAAUAGCUUGCAUGCACUUCAGCAUCAUCAUCAACAUCAACAGAAGCAGCAGCAUCAACAACAUAAUCACAAUCAUCAUAUGAUGCACAAUGACAAACAUCAUUUCAGUAACAAUACAGCAUUCAGUGAUAUUAAUUUAAAUAGAAGUGAAACAAAUUUAUAUUAUUCGAAUUCCGAGCCGCAUCUUGAAUGCGAGCACGACUUACAUGAUAUCAAUUGCGCCAAAAAUAAGGCGUUCUUCGGUGCAUUUAACAAAAACGAGGACAUUUAGUAUAACGAAAUCGUUGGGAUGGAUUUUUCAUGUGAAAUACUUUUAAUGAGAUUUUUUGUUUUCCUUUCCUUUUGUUUUUAUUAAAAACAUUCUGAAAGCAGUUUCAAGUACUUCGGAUGCUCAUCAGCCAUGGCGUGUAAAAUGUUUAUUUUAUAUAAUAAUGUAAAUAGAUAUUUAACGCACAUUCAACAACAUACUGACUCACAAAAACGUUCUUUUCAUGCUAGUUAGUUAAGAAGAAGAUUUCAUUUUGAUGCGUGGGUGAGUGAAAAUGGUUGUAAUGGGAAAACUGUUGAAUAAAUUUAAUGUUUUAUGAAAUUCCAAGC